Drosophila persimilis is the source of this 1453-nucleotide messenger RNA. Its product is annotated as acyl-CoA Delta(11) desaturase. Gene Ontology annotation, molecular function: iron ion binding; stearoyl-CoA 9-desaturase activity. Bases 123 to 1262 code for a protein of 379 amino acids. Gene Ontology annotation, cellular component: endoplasmic reticulum membrane. The record is from RefSeq and is a predicted model, not a curated record. Lineage: Eukaryota; Metazoa; Arthropoda; Insecta; Diptera; Drosophilidae. Gene Ontology annotation, biological process: unsaturated fatty acid biosynthetic process. The transcript has 3 exons.
GUUGAAAAAUCUAGAAGUGAAGCUCAAUCUGUCGUCUCGCCCUAGACAAUAUUUGUCGUUGACUAAGAAAACUACUUAUAUUUUUUGUUGUGCCAAAUAAUAAAGCAAUUCGUCGAUUAAAAAUGACGCCCAAUAUCAAGGCCCAGGCCAAAGCAGAAGCAGUGGUAACCGUCGAUUCAAAGAUGCAAGUGAAUGCAGGAACAGGAGCAGGAGGAGAUGCAGGCGAGGUGCCAUUCGCCACCUCCAAUGGUGUGCUCUUCGAGGGAGAUGAAGGUAACCAGAGCUUCCAGAAGUGUGCCGACGGGCGCAAAGUGAAGCUAGUGUGGCGCAAUAUCCUGGCCUUUGGUUACUUGCAUUUGGCCGCCAUCUAUGGGCUCUAUCUUUUGGUUACUUCGGCCAAAUGGGCGACAAUUGGUUUCGCAUUCGUCCUUUAUGUGUGCUCUGGACUUGGCAUCACUGCUGGCGCCCACCGUCUGUGGGCCCACUGCUCGUACAAGGCCAAGUGGCAGUUGCGCUUGAUGUUGGUCAUCUUCAAUACGAUUGCGUUCCAGGAUGCCGCCUAUCACUGGGCCCGUGACCAUCGCGUCCACCACAAGUUCUCGGAGACGGAUGCCGAUCCCCAUAAUGCCACGCGUGGCUUCUUCUUUUCGCACAUUGGAUGGCUGCUGUGCAAGAAACACCCGGAGGUAAAGGCCAAGGGCCAGGGCAUAGACCUAUCCGAUUUACGUGCCGAUCCCAUACUGAUGUUCCAGAAGCGCUAUUAUCUGUACCUGAUGCCGUUUGCCUGCUUUGUGCUGCCCACCAUGAUACCGAUUUACUUUUGGGAUGAGUCGAUUAUGAAUGCUUGGUUUGUGGCCACCAUGUUCCGUUGGUGCUUCAUCUUGAAUGUAACCUGGCUCGUCAACAGUGCUGCCCACAAGUUUGGUGGACGCCCAUAUGACCGAUUCAUCAGCCCUACUCAGAACAUAUCCGUCGCUGUUUUGGCCUUUGGCGAGGGCUGGCACAACUAUCAUCAUGUGUUCCCAUGGGACUACAAGACGGCUGAACUUGGCUUUUACUCCCUCAACUUUACCACAUUCUUUAUUGACUGCUUUUCGAAGAUUGGCUGGGCCUAUGACCUGAAGACCGUAUCACCGGCCAUUAUCGAGAAGCGUGUGAAGCGCACUGGCGACGGCACUCACCCCACUUGGGGCUGGGGCGACAAGGAUCAGCCAAAGGAGGAAAUCGAGGAGGCGCUUAUUAUGCACAGGAAGCAAGAUUAAGCAAACGACAAAAAUAGCAACAAAAAUACAAACAAAAGGCAUUCAAUGCUAAUAAUGAGCGGCUUUAGCCGGCAAAUACCUACAAACUACAAAAGAAUUUAAACACAAAGACACUUUUCCAGGCACCUGUUACAAAACAAAUGGUUGCAGAUUUUUGUUUUUAUUUUUGUUAUCUAAUUUUAUUAAUUAAU